Thrips palmi is the source of this 1935-nucleotide messenger RNA. RefSeq names its product rRNA N6-adenosine-methyltransferase ZCCHC4. Gene Ontology annotation, molecular function: zinc ion binding; nucleic acid binding; rRNA (adenine-N6-)-methyltransferase activity. The record is from RefSeq and is a predicted model, not a curated record. Gene Ontology annotation, biological process: rRNA methylation. Lineage: Eukaryota; Metazoa; Arthropoda; Insecta; Thysanoptera; Thripidae. The transcript is spliced from 9 exons. Gene Ontology annotation, cellular component: cytoplasm; nucleolus. The coding region runs from base 575 to 1873 and encodes 432 amino acids.
CGCCAUUUCCCAGACGAGUGGAGCAGUUCGAAAUCAAGAAAGACAAGAGCGACACAUUUUGUUUCUGAUCUCAAAUCUCUAUGACUUUGAAUAACUGUGAAUCUUGUUGCACUUUCGCCGCUGAAAAGGUCCCCUUGUUUUCUUUUUUCGUCGAGCAGCGAGCGGCAGCCCCGUCCCGAGAGUAAACAACAAUGGCGGCGCACAUGCUCGUUCGUCUCCGUCUGCCAGCGACAUGUUGACAUUGGUUAUUCUGCACUGUUUCACCCUAGAAUCCAGUAGUGUCCUGUAAUUGAACGCAAACAACUGUGCAUAUCCAGGCAAAUACCUGGCGUUGAUGUGGAGUCGUUCGUCAGACUGCAUGUUCCGUUCUAACCUCUUCUUCUCUCAUGGAGGGUUCUAAUGGGGUCCAAGUUAUUUUGGAUGGGAUAGAAAAUAAUCCCAGCUGUCCCCAUGGUGUGUUCAAAGAGACCAACUAUUCUCUUCAAGCGAACAAUUGACGGAGAGGAGCAAAAGUUUUAUGCAUGUGCAGCAUGUCGAGACAGGAAAGAUUGUAACUUUUUUCUAAAGCAAGGAGAUGAGUGGACAUCACAGAAGCAGGCCCAUUGGGACACAAGGAGAAAGCACAUCCUGCCCUCCAUUGACCGUCGCCAGCUAUCGGAACGUUUGCAGAUUAGAGAAGAUCCGUAAAAUUCAAUCCAAAGACCGGAGCUACUGUCAUUCCUGCAAUCUGUUGCUAACGUCUGAAGAAAGGAGUAGCCAUGCUGAUCAUGAUGUUACAGAUAAAAUUUCUGACUAUCAGCUUUCUCAUCCUUCAGAGAUCAUGAAGCCUUUGGAAAGUGCAAAGAAGGAAGCCCAAUACCUUUUUGCAAAGCGGUCAACCCAGGCCAUCGUUAAUAUGUUGCGCAGUGCUGGAAUUCGUUCUGUGCUUUGCAUAGGGGCGCCCCGAAUACACGAGUUUGUACGGGCCACUCACUCCUCUGACAUGAAAAGUCUGUUGUUGGAUUUUGACCAUCGAUAUCACCAGUUUUAUGGAGACAAAGAAUUCUCGUGGUUCAAUGCUUUUAACUGCCAUUGGUUUUUGGAGGAUGAAGGAAAAACCUCAACUCUAGAAUUUAUGAGGCAGGCAGGAGAGAAUGAGUUGGCGAUUGUGACAGACCCUCCUUUUGGGGGACGUGCAGAACCGCUUGUUUAUACAUUCCAACGUCUUGAUGUGUUUCACAAGGAGUUGCAUCCGGAUAGAAAUGGUGCCCUGUCCUUGAUGUGGAUAUUUCCAUAUUUUAUGGAGCCCAUGAUAUUAGAUAGUAACCCUAGUAUGUCAAUGCUGGACUAUAAAGUAGAUUAUGACAACCACCCACUCUUCCAGCAGGGUCAUAAGGGUCGUAAAUAUGGAUCCCCAGUCAGAAUAUUUACCAACAUACUUCCUUCCAAGCUUCCUUUGCCUGAAGAAGAGGGUUACAGGUUCUGUGAUUUUUGUGAGAAGUGGGUUAGCUCAGAAAAUAAACAUUGCUUUAAAUGUAGUAGUUGCACGUCAAAGGAUGGCCGAACAUAUGUACAUUGUGAUAGAUGUGCUAGAUGUGUGAAGCCGUCUUGGAAGCACUGCAAAGAAUGCAAACGGUGCUGCCUUCCGGACCACAAAUGUGGUGACUUCAAGCCAGCUGGUUGCUUUUUGUGCCACAAACCUGGCCACAAGAAAAAUGAGUGUCCUAUUAGGACUAAUUCGGAGGAUGCAGACAGUGCGAACAGACAAAGAGUCAGGAAGAAAAUAAAGGUUCAAUCUUCGAGUGGAGAAGAAGGUAAAACAAUGGGAAAACAUAAUUUUGGAAAAAGAAAAUAUCAAUCUAAUGAAAAAAAUAUUAAGAAGAGGAAGGUAUAAAAUAAAUUUGCCUUGUAGAUUGGUUUGAAAUAUAUCAACUGUCAGGUGCCUUUAUUAUCUAA